This is a messenger RNA of Ictalurus punctatus (channel catfish), 1474 nucleotides long. RefSeq names its product phospholipase A2, group IB (pancreas) (gene pla2g1b). The record is from RefSeq and is a predicted model, not a curated record. Bases 111 to 557 code for a protein of 148 amino acids. The transcript is spliced from 4 exons. Gene Ontology annotation, molecular function: calcium ion binding; phospholipid binding. Lineage: Eukaryota; Metazoa; Chordata; Actinopteri; Siluriformes; Ictaluridae. Gene Ontology annotation, biological process: lipid catabolic process; arachidonate secretion; phospholipid metabolic process.
UGGCAUAUCAGAUUUUUCCGUCACCUCAUCUGGCCUUUUCUCACUCCUCCUCCUCAUCCCUCGCUCUUUUCAAGGCUUUGCAGCAGAAUUUUUCUCACUCUUUCUGAAUCAUGCGUCUGUCCUGGAUUCUGCUCUUGACCACAGUGUGUGUGGUGUGUGGCGAGUCUCCACCUCGCGCUCUGUGGCAGUUUGGAAAAAUGAUCACGUGCGUGCAGCCGAACGUGAAUCCUUUCAUUUACAACGACUACGGCUGUUACUGCGGGUUUUCUGGAUCUGGCUCGCCCAAAGACCAGCUCGAUCAGUGCUGUCUGGUGCAUGAUAAGUGCUAUGAGAACUCUAGGAAACUUCCAGAAUGUCCCGGUUUAGUCGACCUGCCGUAUGUCAAAGUGUACAACUUCAACUGCUCUGACAAAACCAUCACCUGCUCAGCCUCCAAUGAUAAAUGCCAGGCUGCAGUGUGUGAGUGUGACCGAGUCGCUGCAAACUGCUUCGCCCAGAAUCAUCACACGUACAACCCCGACUACAAAAACCUUCCGAGUGAAGUGUGCAAGAACUGAGAGGCACCGGACCUGGAGACUAAACACCACAACACUGUCUCCAUCAACUAAACACCACACCGACUCCGUCAACUAAACACCACACCGACUCCGUCAACUAAACACCACACCGACUCCGUCAACUAAACACCACACAGACUCCGUCAACUAAACACCACACCGACUCCAUCAACUAAACACCACACCGACUCCGUCAACUAAACACCACACCGACUCCAUCAACUAAACACCACACCGACUCCGUCAACUAAACACCACACCGACUCCGUCCCUCUCAACUAAACACCACACCGACUCCGUCAACUAAACACCACUCCGACUCCAUCAACUAAACACCACACCGACUCCGUCCCUCUCAACUAAACACCACAACGCUGUCUCCAUCAACUAAACACCACAACGCUGUCUCCAUCAACUAAACACCACAACACUGUCUCCGUCAACUAAACACCACACCGACUCCGUCAACUAAACACCACACCGACUCCGUCAACUAAACACCACACAGACUCCGUCAACUAAACACCACACCGACUCCGUCAACUAAACACCACACCGACUCCGUCCCUCUCAACUAAACACCACACCGACUCCGUCAACUAAACACCACAACACUGACUCCAUCAACUAAACACCACAACACUGUCUCCAUCAACUAAACACCACACUGACUCCGUCAACUAAACACCACACCGACUCCGUCAACUAAACACCACACCGACUCCGUCCCUCUCAACUAAACACCACAACACUGACUCCAUCAACUAAACACCACAACACUGUCUCCAUCAACUAAACACCACACUGACUCCGUCAACUAAACACCACACCAACUCCGUCAACUAAACACCACAACGCUGUCUCCAUCAACUGAACACCGAGUGCACAUAAUGAAUAAAGAAUAAAGCAAACUCUGA